GUCGAGUACUUGCCCAUCACUUACAUCCCUGCAUCUCCGGCUGCAAGCAACGCUGUCGGCAACGUCGCCAGCGGCGGCCCUGCAAACGAUUCUUCUCAUGCGGGGUCGACCGCACAAAAAGGGCCCAGCAGCAGGAAUGCCUCUGCCCUGCCAACACCCGCGACCGGGGACACCCCAGGUGUCAACUCCUUCAGAAAUAGCUACACCCAGUUCCUUGUCAGGGUUUCUAAUGUGGCUCUUCGCAAACCCAUCGACCUCAGUUGGGUGAAGUUGAACUACUACCUAGAGGGGCCCGUCGACGAUGACUCGACUGGAUGGCAGGCCGGCGCGGCGCUUCCUUCGGACUUCGACCUGACAUGCAUGGACGUUUCCCGCCAGCUGCUUGGGGGCUGCUCCUCCCUUCAGUGGGACUUUGCAAGCGGCCUCCCCGGCGUCAAGGGCGCCCGAUACAUGCUUGCGCUCUCCUUUGUACCUGGAGCGGGGGCGUUGGUACCGCACCUGAACACCACAACUGGUGCUGUGAAGGCACCUGGCCUUAAUGACACGGGUGCGGGUGUUGGUACUGGGCCAUCUGUGGACGCCUCGGACAACCCAUAUGAACCAGGAAUGGACACGCCUCCUCAAGAGCUCCAGCAGCUGCAGCCGCAGCAGGCAGAGCAUGCAAUCGCACCCGGCACGCCCUUGAUGGAAUCCGUCGAUGUAAUCGUCACCAUACGAACGAAGCGCCCUUCUAUCCUGGACGCAAUUAUGGACUACAGCUUCGUGAACACUCCUGUCAUUGCCACCAAACCAGUGCAAGUAGGCCCCCAACCAGCGCAGCUUGCCGCCGCGAAUGCAACCACACGGGCGGGCGGAACGGCGGCUACGGCAGCGGGCACAGGCUCGCUUGUGGUGAUGCGGCAAUCACUGGCCAACCCCCGGAUACCUGCCUUCGCAUACGGCGUAAUCGCCUGGGGCAGUCCUCCCGUCGCUGCCCGCACAAGCACAAGCAGCCCGUCACCUCAAGGGGCCCCUGCCGCCAGCAUAAACGCCGCACUUCCCGUAAGCAGCCGGUGCACGACGGCGGAUGGGACUGCGCAGCUUGCACUGAGCUGCCAAGUAAACAUGGUUUACUGCUGUUCAAGUGAUGGCCCGAUUACCACGUUCGUACCGGCAAACUGGAAGUCCGUGGUGAAUCCGCCGCCGCAGCCGCCACAGCCGUUGCUGCCAGAGACCGACAUCACCAUCGUCCCCUCAAAAAGCAAAGACAAGACGGCGGCAAUCGGCGGCGGCGUCGGCGGCGCCGCGGGUGCUAUGCUCCUCGCCGUGGCCGCGUUCUUCCUCUGGCGGCGUCACCACCCGCCGCCACCACCACCGCCGCCAGCGCCAGGCCCCCACCGACACCGCCACCACCACCACGCGGGGAGUCACCGGCGUUUGAUAGAGGAGCGGUUCCCGGGCGUGGACCGCCGCUUGUCGCGAUACAUGGGGUUGUUGAUGCCGGGAGUACGAAGAUCCGAUACCGGCAGCACGGCAAGCCGGAGCAGCAACGGUGGCGGCGGCGGAGGGUACGACGGAGGCUACGACGACGGUCAAGGGUUGGUGCCGUACGAGUAUACGGG
Molecule: messenger RNA, 1601 nt
Organism: Astrephomene gubernaculifera
Lineage: Eukaryota; Viridiplantae; Chlorophyta; Chlorophyceae; Chlamydomonadales; Astrephomenaceae
Source: the annotation of a GenBank genome assembly